UUGAAAGUCUAUACAAUAGAUCUCUUUUUUUUUCUUCGACGAACAAUUUAAAGUUUUUAUAUAUGUAAUUAUUUUGUGAACUACAGAUUAUCAUUAGGGUAUUAUAUCAGAACCAAAUCAAUAGCAUCUUCAAUUAUAGCAUUUUUAGGUCUCUCCCCAAUAUCAGUGGAGAAAUCCAGAGCCAUGGCUGCAAGGGGCCGGCAAGUGGAGAAUAUGGUUAUGUUGAUUAUUUUGUCGUCCAUGUUAAGAGUCCCCAUUAGGGCAGAUCCAGAGACUAACCUUUUACACUACGAAUGCAAAUACAGCCCCAGCAGCAACGCAACCCGCUUUGAGCAAAUUUUGAACGCCGCGCUGGCAUCUGUGGUGAAAGAAGUUGGUGCAUCUGGAUUUGCUACAGCAGAAGAGGAUGCAUCUACAGGGACAGCAACAGAUUCAGUAUUCGUUCUUGCGUAGUGCAGAAAGGAUAAAUCCCCUGCCGAUUGCGUCGAUUGCAUAAAGGUUGCAGGGAACAAAGCACGCAGCUGCGCCUCAGAGUCCUGCAAAGCAUACUACGACGGCUGUUAUCUGCGUUACGAGAAUUACAAUUUUUCUGAUACAUACACUGAUGCCACACAUAGAGCCGUCUGCGGCCAAGCCAACGCCCCUGAUUCCAGUUCAUUUUCGGCAACAGGUCGAACUUUGAUAAGUGAUCUUUGCACUGCAACUCCACUAAUAAAGGAUUAUUUUGCGGCGGAUACGAGACAAGGGCCGUCUAAUACGACAAUCUAUGGACUUGCCUUCUGUUUGAGUUCCAUUCAAAGGAAUUCCUGCCAAGAUUGCCUAAAGACUGCUCAGGAAAACAUAAUUAAGUGUUUUCCUCGCUCCGAUGGACGGGCUAUAGACGCUGGCUGCUACUUGCGAUACGAUUCCAAACCCUUUUUUCCAAGCAACGCGACUACCUAUUUGACACCAUUCCUACCCACAGUGAAGGGAAAGGCGAGUUCUGUAAAGUCGAUAAUAAUUGGUGUCGUAGGAGGGGGAUUCCUAGUUUGCCUUAUAACUUGUCUCCUCCUCCUCCGGAAGCAGAUGAUGCAAAAAGGGCAGAAAAAAGGGGAAAUUGAAGGAGCAACGGAACUGCGCGGACCUGAAAAUUUUGACUUCAAGGCACUGAAAAAGGCGACUAACAAUUUCGAUCAAGCAAAUAAACUCGGAGAAGGAGGGUUUGGUGAAGUAUUUAAGGGUACGUUGAAAACUGGCAAAGUUGUGGCGGUGAAAAAACUGACAUUAGGUCGUUCUGCUUUCGCAACUUCUGAAUUCGAAAGCGAAGUGAAACUCAUUUCUAAUGUUCAUCACAGAAAUCUUGUGCGUUUACUUGGAUGUUGCAGACAAGGACAGGAAAGACUGCUGAUUUAUGAGUACAUGCCGAAUAGCAGUCUUGACAGAAUAUUAUAUGGAAAAAACAAAAAACUUUUGAGUUGGAAGGAAAGGUUCAACAUUAUCCUGGGCACUGCUCGUGGUCUGGCUUAUCUACAUGAGGAAUUCCAUGUUUGUAUCAUCCAUCGUGAUAUUAAAUCCAGCAAUAUAUUACUUGACGACAACUUUCAGGCAAAAAUAGCAGAUUUUGGUCUGGCAAGACUUCUUCCAAAUGAUAAAAGUCAUAUUAGCACAAGAUUUGCAGGAACCUUAGGAUACACGGCUCCUGAAUACGCUACCCGUGGGAAAUUAACAGAGAAAGUUGACACCUAUAGCUUUGGUGUCGUUGUUCUUGAAAUUGUCAGUGGUAGAAAAUGCAUUGACUUGAAGCAACCACCUCAUAUGCAAUAUCUGCUUCAAUGGGUUUGGAGCCUAUACGAAGAUAACAAGGUUUUAGAAGUGGUGGAAAGUGGAAACCAGAUGGAAGGGUAUAGUGAGGAAGAGGUGAUGAGGGUGAUAAACCUUGCGCUUCAAUGCAUACAAGCCUCUGUCAGUCAUAGGCCAUCAAUGUCUGAGGUCGUGACAAUACUGUUAAGUAAUGAUGAGAUUGAUUUUCAAAAACCUUUGCAACCAGCCCUCGUAGAUGGAGAAAGUUUGGCUUAUGGCACACCUUCAUAUCAAUCCAAUGCAACGAUUACGGGAACCCUUAGUGCUCGUUAGCAGUGGCUACUUCUCUUGUUGAUGGGCACAUACAGACUAGCAAGGAUGUGGAUAUAUUGUUAAAGAUAUAACCGACUAAAUAGUUCUCCCUUCCUAUUUUCAAAUAGUAUUUAAAUAUUAUAAUAUAUAUCUUUUUUGCUUUUCUAGGAAAUUUUUAAAAGCGAUGUAUGCCUCACUUCAAUUCAAGAAUUUAGAUGUUGGAGAAAUGUUGUAUGCUUAGUAUAUUUUGUAAUUGAGGGACGAUCUUAUUUUAUUUUAUUUUAAAUAAUACAGGAUUUUGUUA
Cryptomeria japonica (Japanese cedar) is the source of this 2395-nucleotide messenger RNA. RefSeq names its product cold-responsive protein kinase 1. Lineage: Eukaryota; Viridiplantae; Streptophyta; Pinopsida; Cupressales; Cupressaceae. Gene Ontology annotation, molecular function: protein kinase activity; ATP binding. The transcript is spliced from 7 exons. Gene Ontology annotation, biological process: protein phosphorylation. Bases 1066 to 2112 code for a protein of 348 amino acids. The record is from RefSeq and is a predicted model, not a curated record.